CGAAAAACUCCACAAUGGCCGAGAUUGAUAGCAAUUCAGGAUUAAAUAAGACCAUCUCCGAACAAAAGGGUAUAUGCCGCAAAAAGUUGUCGUUGAAUGAACACGCUCUACGAAAGCGGCAGGUCUUUAAGUUCGUUACAAGUGACAGAGAUAUCUAUGUGAACAACAAGACACCUUUCAAGGGACAAUUAUAUAAAUGCGAGAAACUGCUUGACAAAGGUGCUUCUGAGCUGGUCAUUCAUGGGCUUGGUGCUGCUGUGUGCAAAGCAGCCAGCUUGGCUCUACGAUUGAAAGAAAUUCAUCAUGAUACUUUAGAUCUUGAUGUUAAAACCUCUACCAUCACUUUAGUAGAUGAUCUAGAAGCAUUAAACGACAAUGUAGAUGAUGAGAUAAACAACAGGCAAAACUCUUCUAUACACAUACGUGUCAUUAGGAGAGUGCCAGUAGCUGUGCUGAGAUCUAAAUUAAGAACAAAUUGAUAUUGAGACUUUGUAAAACGAUAUGUUUAAGUAAUAAGUGUGUAGAUAGAGUGAAUAAUAGAAUAUAUAUG
Atta colombica is the source of this 550-nucleotide messenger RNA. RefSeq names its product ribonuclease P protein subunit p20-like (gene Rpp20). Gene Ontology annotation, biological process: tRNA 5'-leader removal. Gene Ontology annotation, cellular component: nucleus; ribonuclease MRP complex; nucleolar ribonuclease P complex. The transcript is spliced from 3 exons. Lineage: Eukaryota; Metazoa; Arthropoda; Insecta; Hymenoptera; Formicidae. Gene Ontology annotation, molecular function: nucleic acid binding. The coding region runs from base 15 to 479 and encodes 154 amino acids. The record is from RefSeq and is a predicted model, not a curated record.